UUGUUUGGAAAAUGUGUUAAACGAAUGAUAUCACUCUUCUUCUCCCACUUCUCUGUCCUCCAUAUGACGACAUUCUUCUUUCUUUCUUCAGCAUUCGAUGCGCUUCAUGCUUAAGAUUGAUCAUGUUCCCAAUCCUUACCCUCCCUAUCUUUUAUUCUUUUUUUAUUUAUACUCUUUAUCAACAACUUGAUUUUUUCUUCUCUACAUCAUCCUAUAAACCACUUCCUCCUUUAUCUUUACCCACCGAUCUCUCUUCAUUCCCAUGUUUUUUUUCGAGGAUCUUUGGCCACUGCUCCAGCUUUUCGUUGGAAAAUUUCUACUCGUCCCUGAGAAACAAUAUUUCAUUACAGAACCAAUGACGAACUCAACUUGCGGAGGCGCAGAUUCAGAUUCAUGUCGAGACGAAUCAGCCGCGUUCGUUCUCAAGUUCGCAGCCAUGGCAUCAAUUCUCUUAGCCGGCAUGGCCGGAAUCGCAAUUCCACUCAUCGGAAAACACCGACGGUACCUUCGCACUGACGGAAACCUCUUCGUCGCCGCGAAAGCCUUCGCCGCUGGUGUGAUUCUAGCAACAGGUUUCGUCCACAUGCUGUCAGAUGCUACGAAAGCGCUUAACAAUCCUUGUUUACCGGAAUUCCCGUGGUCGAAGUUUCCGUUCACUGGUUUUUUUGCAAUGAUGGCGGCGCUUUUCACGCUUUUACUUGAUUUUGUCGGAACUCAGUAUUAUGAGAGGAAACAGGGGAUGAACCGUGCGGUGGAAGAGCAAACGCGGGUUGGGACUUCGGAAGAAGGGACUGUGGAAUGGAAUUCAGGGAAAGUGUUUGGGGAAGAGGAAAGUGGUGGAAUGCAUAUAGUGGGGAUGCAUGCACAUGCGGCGCAUCAUAGACAUAGCCAUCCUCAUGGCAAUGAUGCAUGUGAUGGAACUGGCAUUAUCAAGGAAGAACAUGGUCAUGGUCAUGGUCAUGGUCACGCCCACUCCCACGCCCUCACUACUGAUGAAGAAACUGACGUUCGACACGUCGUCGUUUCGCAGGUGUUAGAGCUAGGGAUCGUAUCACAUUCGGUGAUAAUUGGAUUAUCUCUUGGAGUUUCACAGAGCCCUUGUGCAAUAAGGCCUCUGAUUGCCGCACUAUCUUUCCAUCAGUUUUUUGAAGGGUUUGCACUUGGAGGGUGCAUCUCCCAAGCUCAGUUCAAAACCUCAUCAGCAACAAUAAUGGCUUGUUUUUUUGCAUUGACUACACCAGUGGGUGUUGGCAUUGGAACAGGCAUUGCUUCAGUUUAUAACCCUUACAGUUCUGGUGCACUCAUAGCUGAAGGUAUACUAGACUCCUUGUCAGCAGGGAUUUUGAUUUAUAUGGCUUUAGUAGACUUGAUAGCAGCUGAUUUUCUAAGCAAAAGAAUGAGUUGUAAUUUUAGGUUGCAGAUAGCAUCUUACUGUAUGCUUUUCCUUGGAGCUGGGUUAAUGUCUUCACUAGCCAUAUGGGCAUGAACCUUCCAACUAUAGUUUUUACUAUGCUGUUCAAUUUUUGAUAUAUGUUUCUUUCUCUUUUAAUUAGCUUAAUAAAUUAAUGGGGUCCCCAAAUAUGGGCCCUUCAGAAAAGGCCAA
Cicer arietinum (chickpea) is the source of this 1603-nucleotide messenger RNA. Its product is annotated as fe(2+) transport protein 3, chloroplastic-like. Lineage: Eukaryota; Viridiplantae; Streptophyta; Magnoliopsida; Fabales; Fabaceae. The record is from RefSeq and is a predicted model, not a curated record. Gene Ontology annotation, molecular function: zinc ion transmembrane transporter activity. Gene Ontology annotation, biological process: zinc ion transmembrane transport. Gene Ontology annotation, cellular component: plasma membrane.